Messenger RNA from Dermacentor silvarum, 4720 nucleotides. RefSeq names its product protein bunched, class 2/F/G isoform-like. The transcript has 4 exons. Lineage: Eukaryota; Metazoa; Arthropoda; Arachnida; Ixodida; Ixodidae. The record is from RefSeq and is a predicted model, not a curated record. Bases 1563 to 3305 code for a protein of 580 amino acids. Gene Ontology annotation, biological process: regulation of transcription by RNA polymerase II.
GCCUGCCGUUACUACAGCGUUAUCCCGCUUUGUCAGGUGUAUAUAUUUCUGAAGGAGGCGGGUGGAAAUAAACUGCGCGAGAAAUCACAAUGUACAGGCAGCUAAUUAUAAAAAAUCUCUAAUUACCAUUAUGAAUAAUUUCUCCGGGGCUCAUGUUGAAAUUACGAAUUAUAAGGCGAGUAUGGUUGUAGGGUGAGAUAUUUCUGGAGAAGGCGUGUGGAAAUAAACUGCGUGAGAAAUGACAAUGUCCAAGUGGCUAAUUAAAAAUAAUAUCUAAUUACCAUUUUGAGUGUUUUUUUUAGGGCACAUGUAGAAAUUAUGAAUUAUAGGCAAGUAUAUUUGUUAGGCGAGUAAAGAUGUAUACUUCUUGGGAAGGCAGGUAGAAAUAAACUGCGUGAGAAAUCACAAUGUCCAGGUAGCUAAUUAAAAAGAAUCUCUAAUUACCAUUUUGAAUAUUUUCUUUAGGGCAGAUGUUGAAAUUACGAAUUAUAAGGCGAGUAUAGUUAAGUCGUGUCUAGUUAAUAUUCGUCCCCGAAAUCUCUUAAAGGAUGCAUGCAUGGCGGUCCAGUAAACGUCAUACUUGGCCCACUAUCAAAGCUGGGGAGAAAAAAAAAAAAAAGAAUGUGUUGCUCAGCCGCAGUUGAAUGAAGCAGGACGUUGUAUUGGACGAGUCACGAGUGUAACGUACGUCUAAUUUACACUAUACUUUGCACCAAUGAAGGGGCGUGUGUAUGAAUUAAGGCUCCCUAACGAAUGACUUGAAUGCACAGGAAAAUGCCUAAUAUCAACCUUUCUAGCGUUUUCGUUUCUGCAGCUGCUGCUUAGAAAACGUGAGUUAGUAUCAGCACUCGGCAACGGGCUUGUGAACGGCUGAACUUGACUCCACGCGCACGGCAGCCUGGCCUUGACCUGGCGUCGUUUGUGCCGACUAGUCCUUUUAAAGAUGGCGGCGCUGUGGCAAAUACUGGUGGCGCCACAAAAAAGUUCUCUUUCAAAAAUAAGUGUAUUGCUCACAGAAAUGACGUGUACGUAUUUAUUUUAACAUAUAUUUACGUAAUUAUUGAUUAUUAACUAGCUUUCUAAAUAAACUUUUUAUUGAACGUUAUAAACAAGUUUUAAACAAUUAUUAGCAUAAGACGCCUACUAGUAUAAAGAAUAGCUCGUAAUAGCUUCAAGUUAAGCAUGAAAAAUGUGUUUUUUUUGCACUGACGAAGUGAUUGAAAAUUAUACUUUGGUAUACUUGACGUCUCGCGCAUUAUUUCGCCAGUUUUUUGUUAAUGCUGGCAACAUAAAAUAUAAAUUCCCAGAAUGCAUUGCAACACAUGGUCGCCAUUUUUGUUAAGAAGUGGGCUAGGCGAAGUAACACGACGGGACAGUCAGAGUGUUAGUUGCUGUCACGAAUUUUUAGCGCCUUGCACGGCGACUUCACUUUGUUUCUUGUGAAUGUCAAUAAUUAUAAUGGCUGUAAAGUUUAGAGUAUUUGGUCCGAGGUAGGAUUGGUAAACUAUCCACUCGGUGGUGAAAAAAAAAGACAGAAACACUCCCUCUGUCGGGAGGUAAUCAUGGCCGACAAAAUCUGUGGCGAUGGCAUUGGGAACAGUACUGGAAGAUUGUAUAACGCCGAAGUAGAUUUAAUAACACCAACUACAAUGUAUGGCAGCAGCCCCGGCGAACCGAGGACGUUGGUGCAAUCUGUGGAUGCCGUGGGUCCGAAAAAGAAGCCGACGUCGUUUCAAAUCACCAGCGUCACCGUGCAAGGGUCCCGGUUAAGCAACGACGGCGGUGACGAGAGUGCCGACGACUUGGACGAAAGCCACACAGAGGACCUGAGCUCCGACAUCCUGGAUUGUUCCAAGACGACCGACACGGAGCAGUUGUCACCAACGGAAGACAACACGCCGGCGAUAGCGCCGGCGCCGCCCGCCCCCACGGAGGCCGCUGCCGAGCCGGUGACGGCGGCGGUCAGUGCUGCGCCCAGCGAUCCUGUGCCGUCGGGCGGCCUGGCCGCGGUGACUGUGUCUCCGGCGGUGGUUACCGGCGCUGCGGGCACGUUAGCCAUAGUGACCGGCACGCCCGCGGCGCCCAGCACGACGGAGGGCCCCAUCAAUCCCGACCACUGGCAGCGGCGCUUCAAAGUGGUUAAGAUCGUCAGCUCUGAGCCGUUCGGCCGAGGACGCUGGCUAUGCAUGGACUUUGUCGACCCGCCUGCGAUGCAGGCCGAUGCCAAGGCCGGCGAAGAGCGCGACAGCGGCACCGCCGCCGCGGACCUGCCGCCGGCCGUGUCCAACGAGGCAGUGGCCCACGUGUACGAAAUUCCCGUCGGCCAGACGUACCCGGCCAACAGCCAACAGAGCGGGCCUCUGUACGGCAUCAUUCUGCCAGUGUCUGCGGGCGGUCAAGGGGCCUCUCCCUUAAGUGUGCUCCAGCCGAUCGCCGAGCAACAGCAGCCGCAGGCGGCAGCGGUGGCCGAGCAGCCUCCCGUAACGGCUGGCCCGCCGCAGCCGGCGGCGGUGGUGGCACCGGUGCCUGAACAACAACCGCAGCAUCAACAGCAGCCGCCGCCUGUUGCAGCCGACGCUGCUGCAGCCCAGGCCGUCGAGCCCAUUCCCGAGAACGCCACCAACAAGUCAGCCACGGAGGAAGACUCCGAGAGGUUUCCUGGCCGAGUGGCGAGGGUUCCCUCCCGGUUGCCCUUUGGCAAAGGUGGCCACAAGGCAAAGGUGCAUGAUUUGCUCCUCACGUCGGCUGGGAGCACGGUGGCAAUCGACAACAAAAUUGAGCAGGCCAUGGACUUAGUCAAGAGCCACCUCAUGUUUGCUGUGCGUGAGGAAGUGGACGUGCUCAAAGAAAAAAUAACGGAGCUGCUGGACCGGAUAGCGCAGCUGGAGUACGAAAAUGGUAUCCUGCGUGCCGGUGCUUCGCCAGAGACCUUGAGCCUGCUGGCUCAAUCUGCACAGCAAGCAGUGCCCGUGUCCCAGCCACAGUUGCCUCAGCCGCAGCAGACAAUAGCAGCAGUGGCGGCGGCGGUGGCCCAGCCGGUUGUGAUCCCUCCCCAGCCGGUUGUGGUGCCACCACAGCAGCAGCAGCAGGCCCCUGUUGCCUCAGUGCAACCUGUACCCAUGCAGCCAGCACCAGUGCAGCCGCAAAUUCCGCAGCUGGUUACUGUUGUCCAGCAGCCACAGCAGCUGACACAUCAGCAGCCACAACCACAGCCUUCACAACCUGUGCAGCUGCAGCACCAGCCCCAAUUACCGCAGCAGCAGCAACAACAAAAACAACCUUUGCAACAGCCACCACCCACGUAGCUUCCGUGUUAGUUGUACAUAGAACAGUUUAAUCGGGAAAGCACUGCUCGGUGGGACGAAAAGGGAUGCAAGACAAGGAAGGACCAGUGUGCUUCGUAUAUGAAGUGUCUUAGGUGUACAUAGACAAUGUGGCUUUCUUCCGUUUCUUUCUUUUUUUUUUUUUUCCACAAGUGAACUGGUGGGGUGGAAUAGUGACGACCGACCUGGUUAGCCGGUCUCUGUUGCCUUCUCUCUGGGAAGAAGUAUGAGGCGCUGUGAUGAAAAAAGUUCUGUGGCGUUCCUCUCUGUGCUCCCUUCCCCUGUCUCGCUGCAUUUUUUUUUUCCCUCAGCUUUGUCGUGCCUCUGUCUCUCAUGUGUUAAGGAAAACUAUAGUCGUCACUGUCCUUUCCGUGUUUUUCUUGACACGAAGUACUUUUUGCUCAUCUUGGUGGUGCCAGCACCCCUGAGUCAUUGCUUUAUUACAUUUUUUUUUUUUUUUACUUUGUCCUUUGUUGUUAUGUAAAGAAAAGCAAAGUCUGGUCACAUGCAGCUUGCGUCCCAAGUGUGUGGUAUAUAUAUAUAUACAUACAUAUAUGUUUGUGUGUGUGCCGAGUUGGCUUGAGACAAUUGAGAUGUCAGCAUGUUUUGGAAUGCUCACAGCAGUCAGUUACAUGUGGUGCGACUGAUUGGACUAACGUUUCUAGAUGAGUGACGGAAAAACUGAGACCGGCACCCUUUCUGGGAAAGGUGCGUGCAGGUUAGGCUUGUUGUAGCUUCUCAGUAAUAUAAGGACCGAAGAAAAAAAAAAAGCAUCCUGUUAAUGAGCAGUUCCUAUCCUCCUGUCGUUUUAGAAUCUUCUGACCCAACUGCAUAUAGUGUACUCAGCAUGGGUUGUGUCCAUUCCUUUCCCACCAAGUUUUGACAGAUGGAAUUCCUUGUUGAGCUUUCUGCGAGCUUUAGUCAAGUCGGCAAUUUCGCUUCAGUGUAAGAGACUAACGGGAAUGCACUUUUAGUGAGUUUUACUCUGUUUUUGGUUUAAUGUGCAGACUCGUUGAAGCAUUGAAAUCCCCUUCCCCACUUUUUUUUUUUUUUUUUUUUUUACAUUUGGAAAGCCUAGAUACUUUUUUUUUCCUACUGAUGUGUCUUUGACAUGGUAGCUCUUGUAAUGCCUGUAUAUAGGAUGCAAAAGCGAAUAAUUUAUAUGGCAUUUCUACUGCUGUAUUUGGGCAACUUUCUAUGCCUGGGUCAAUAAAGUGCAUAUUUUUGUUAGGGAUGAGACAAAAACAAUUGGCUAUGCUGGUAUACUUGGCUCUCCGAUUACUAUCAACAUAUAGGGUUAUCUGUUUGUACUGCUGUUUUACAUAUUUAUUAGUUUUAAUUAGCUGCUGCAGUUCUUCAACAAAAAACAAAAAAAAAUUAAAGUGCUUUGAAUAAUG